Messenger RNA from Ostrinia furnacalis (Asian corn borer), 945 nucleotides. RefSeq lists its product as uncharacterized. The transcript is spliced from 4 exons. Lineage: Eukaryota; Metazoa; Arthropoda; Insecta; Lepidoptera; Crambidae. The annotation marks the transcript as partial. The record is from RefSeq and is a predicted model, not a curated record.
GUGGUCGGUCGGAUCGACGGAUUUUGCUGAAAUUAAUUCGAAAUCAAUUAAUUUUGUUAAAAUUUUAUCACAAAGGUGUUUUUAUUUAAAAUUUUAAUAGCUUUCUAAUAUUUGACAAUCAAUCAGUGUAGUGUAAGAGUUACAAAUGACGUGAAAUUAUAGUUUCGAAUUCAUCUAAGUACUCAGAUGUAAACAAAGAGAUUUUUAUGCGAAAAAAUGCGAUUAGAGAUUAGUACAACUAGUGGGCGUUAAUGAGUAGCCUUUUAGUAGGGUUUGUUAAGCAUUUUCGACGAAAAAAGCGAGUCAAAAUGAGUGGAGUGAGUCGCGAUGCGCCCGUGGGGGUCCAGUGUCUUCAGAGCCUGAGUGGUUCCCUAUUCCCUCGCCUUCAGUUCAACAGGCUACUAUUGUACCAAUCAUGCGUGCUGAUGCUGACAUUCUUCACGUACAUGACGUACCACCUCACCCGCAAGCCGAUCUCCGUCGUCAAGAGUGUUCUGCACCGCAACUGCAGUGGGUUCGUGCCACCGCCAGGAGUCGACCCGGCGGAUGACAACUGGUGCGACUGGCCGCCCUUUAACACGACAGACGCGAACACACUGCUAGGCGCUCUGGACUCAGCAUUCUUGUUCUCCUAUGCGGGCGCCAUGUUUGUUUCUGAUUGGUCAUACAUCGCGCACUUGGAAUUAUUACCGUACCGGAAGCAGCGAACGGUAUUCAAGAUGGCUUCGAUGGGAUUCGGUCAGAAUUGCAUUGAGAGACUAAAGGGGGCAGAAAAUUACUCCACGUGGAAGUUCUCGAUGCGAAUGGUGCUAAUCCAUGAAGAGUUGUGGGACUGCGUAGAAGCGGUGGCCGACGAGGACAACAAGAAGAAGGAUGAUAAGGCCUUAGCGCGCAUCGCGCUGUCCGUGGCGCCGACCAUAAUCCCGCAUAUACGCACUGCCAAAA